Messenger RNA from Carassius auratus (goldfish), 1752 nucleotides. RefSeq names its product fibroin heavy chain-like. Bases 139 to 1752 code for a protein of 537 amino acids. Gene Ontology annotation, molecular function: peptidase inhibitor activity. The record is from RefSeq and is a predicted model, not a curated record. Gene Ontology annotation, cellular component: extracellular region. Lineage: Eukaryota; Metazoa; Chordata; Actinopteri; Cypriniformes; Cyprinidae. The transcript is spliced from 8 exons.
UUGGAUCUUUAAAACCCCAUUUUACAGAGGUUGAUUUUGCAGCAACACUUAUUCGUUUUAGUUUUGUGCGCUUUGCUGUCUGUUUAUCCUGACGCAUCAAUUCAGUGCAUUUUCCAGCAGAGAUCGCAGGCUGGGACGAUGACGGCUCGAGUGUGUUUCUCGUUGACUGCUGUUUUUUUGUGUCUGUUCGGAUACUUGAGCAUAACUCAUGCUAUUCAAAGACGAACCACAGUGGACGGUUUCUGUCCGGCGAGGCUGACGGUCGUGCCGUCCCAUCGAGGGUGUUCCUCUGAUGAAGACUGCCCUGGAGGGCACAAAUGCUGUCGAUUUGACUGUGGGCCUGUUUGCGUGCUGCCCGUUUUCAUGAAGCCGGGUCAGUGUCCCAUACCGGAAAUGAUUCCACUGUGUGCUAAAAGCUGUUUCCAUGAUGGCCAGUGUCCUGACACACAGAAAUGUUGCCCAACCACCGGUGGCUUUGCAUGCAGUGAACCACGUGGUCAGGAAAGAGGUCAGGCAAGUUGUCAAGGAAGCGGCUCUGGUCAGGGCGCCGGACAGGGAAGCGGUUAUGGCCAGGGCGCCGGAGCGGGACAGGGAAGCGGUUAUGGCGGCGCCGGAGCGGGACAGGGUAGCGGCAUUGGUUUGGGACAGGGAAGCGGUGGCCAGGGCGCUGGAGCUGGUCAGGGAAGCGGGGCUGGUCAGGGCGCUGGAGCUGGUCAGGGAAGCGGGGCUGGUCAGGGCGCUGGAGCUGGUCAGGGAAGCGGGGCUGGACAGGGAAGCAGUCAGGGCGCUGGAGCUGGCCAGGGAAACGGAGCUGGUCAGGGCGCUGGAGCUGGUCAGGGAAGUGGACAGGGAAGCGGAGCUGGACAGGGAAGUGGCCAGGGCGCUGGAGCUGGUCAGGGAAGCGGGGCUGGUCAGGGCGCUGGAGCUGGUCAGGGCGCUGGGGCUGGUCAGGGAAGCGGAGCUGGUCAUGGAGCUGGACAGGGCGCUGGAGCUGGUCAUGGAGCUGGACAGGGCGCUGGAGCUGGUCAUGGAGCUGGACAGGGCGCUGGAGCUGGACAGGGAAGCGGUCAGGGCGCUGGAGCUGGACAGGGAAGCGGUCAGGGCGCUGGAGCUGGACAGGGAAGCGGUCAGGGCGCUGGAGCUGGACAGGGAAGCGGAGCUGGACAGGGAAGUGGUCAGGGCGCUGGAGCUGGACAGGGAAGCGGAGCUGGACAGGGAAGUGGUCAGGGUACUGGAGCUGGACAGGGAAGUGGUCAGGGUACUGGAGCUGGUCAGGGAAGCGGAGCUGGACAGGGAAGUGGCCAGGCAAGCGGAGCUGGACAGGGAAGUGGCCACGGCGCUGGAGCUGGUCAGGGAAGCGGGGCUGGUCAGGGCGCUGGAGCUGGUCAGGGAAGCGGGGCUGGUCAGGGCGCUGGAGCUGGUCAGGGAAGCGGGGCUGGACAGGGAAGCGGUCAGGGCGCUGGAGCUGGACAGGGAAGCGGGGCUGGACAGGGAAGCGGUCAGGGCGCUGGAGCUGGACAGGGAAGCGGAGCUGGACAGGGAAGCGGUCAGGGCCUGGACAGGGAAGCGGCCAUGGAAGAGGAGCUGGUCAAGGCGCAGGAGCUGGUGAGGGCGCUGCUCAGGGAAGCGGCCAGGGCGCAGGACAUGGCAGCGGUGCUGGACAGGGAUGCGGCCGAGGGAAUUGUCAUGGAUGUGGCCAAGGUCAAUGUUGUGGUCAGGGACAUGUUAAUGAAACGUGUGGACGGGGCCUAA